AUGGAACCCAGCCGUAACACCGGCAAUCCUCCCUACAAGAGCCACGGAAGCAGCAACGAUAUCCCCGCCAACAAACAUGAAUUCCCUCGAGGCCCCGUUGCCGCCCCGUCCAUCUGCGUCAGCCUCGUCACACUUCCCCUCGGCGACGACAACUCGCGUCUGUUGUUCUCUCGGCUCCGAUCCGGCAGAACAAAAAGGGACCUGGCAGCCGCCAAGACGCCGAUACCCCCGACGGCGUAG
This is a messenger RNA of Colletotrichum truncatum, 240 nucleotides long. RefSeq lists its product as uncharacterized. Lineage: Eukaryota; Fungi; Ascomycota; Sordariomycetes; Glomerellales; Glomerellaceae. The record is from RefSeq and is a predicted model, not a curated record.